AUGCUCGAUGAGGACCCGAUGGUACUGAAAAAGAAGCAGUCCGUGAUUGACGUGGGGCAGCGGUCGCAGCUGGACCUGGUGCACGGGGAGAUCCGCCGCAACAAGGAGGUGCUGACGACCCUGCGCCUGGAGAAUGCCCAGCUGCAGCUCGCAGUGCGGCAGGUCGCUCGCGGCCAGCGCCGGGUUACGAGUGAGGAGUACUUCCGUAGGGAGGAGGAGCAGCUGCACAACAAACUUUGUGUGCUGAAGCGUAGCCUGAACAGCGUGACGGGCAAGAAGGAGGAGCUGGCACGGGAGAUUGCGCGCACGAUAGAGGAGACCAGCUUCAUCAUGAAGGAGGGUGGCCCAAUCGUGGAUGAGAACUCCGCCGUGGGGCAGAAGAUCCGCGCCCUGGAGAACCGCCUUGACAAGUGCCUCAUCAAACACAACGAGGUGAACGCCAUCCGUCGCACGUACGAGACCCUUCUGGAGCGGUUGCAGCAGGAGCAGUCUGGGUUUGACACCCAGCUUGCCGCCAUGGAAAAGACGCUGCAGUGCAAGGAGAAGGAUCUGGCCGAGUUGAAUAGUGUGGCGAGUGAGGCCACGAAGGGCAGAGACGCGGCAAAGGCGGAGGUGCAGCGGCUGCAGUUGCACCUCACACGGGAGCGACGAGCACACAAGAAGGACAUCACCGAACGACGCGCAUUUGUGACGUCAAAGCGGGAGCAUUUGGAGAGGCACUCACGCAUGCUGCAUGAAAAGAUUGAGAAGGGGAAUGAGCGUCGCCUGCGCGCACGACUGGCGCUUAGUAAUACGCAAAAGAAGAAGAGUCGUAUGAACGCGCAGAAGCAACUCCGGCCAGAGGAACUAGAGCAGCAGAUGCGGCAGCGCGAACUGUACAACCGUCUGAAGGAGCUCACAAUGAGCAGUAACGUCACCGAUGUCAUUUCAAAGCUAAAGGAACGCCGGGACGCCAAUGCGCAACUGCUGGUCACCGUGAGGGAGGCGGAGUCGAUGGACGUGCUUUUAAAGAAUGAGCGGAAGAAACUGGAGGAAGAGUGGGAAAAGCUUCAGCAGCAGAAUGGUGGGGUCUCCACGGCGUUGUUGCAGCAGCAGCAGCCGGGGGACGCUGGCAUAGACGAUGAGGUCUUUGCUAAGGGUGGCUCGACGGAAGCAGGAGACGCCUCAUUGGCAAGCAAGGUUGAGCAGCGUGCGAGGAUGCGUCGCCGCGUGCUUGAGGAGUUUGACUCCCACCUCUCCGAUCGUCAGAUCGAACUAGAGGCGGCACAGCAAAUACAGGAUUCCCUGGGGAAGAUGCUGCUGGACGUCGACGCUGGGGUGCAUCACCUUGCCGGAAAAAUUGCCGCCGGGGAUAUGGCUGAGAGCACAGCACCGGUAACAGCGUCGUUUUCACGUUCCUCAAUUACAUCUGCGCUUAUGCCCGCGCCCACGUCAUGUGCCACGCGUGGUGAGGCCAUAGUGGAGCUGCUGCGCUCCUGUGGGUCGAGGCUGCAGUCGAUGCUCACAGAGAUACGGGAGGGAGAGGUUGAGACGACCACGAAGCUCUUGGCUCAUUGGCACGGGGCCAUGCCCCAGUCAAACAUUCGCGUGCGAUUGGAGCCGCAUGCCCCUCAUGACGACAGUCACAAUGUCGAUGACAUCUCCGAUGACAUGGCUGAUGUCAAUGGCCCGGGGCAGGUGUCAGGGAGCCUGGAGAAGGACCGCCGCAUAUCAGAGGGAGGGGGGGAUGCCGUGUUUGGUGUUCGGAAGCGGAUUGGUGUGUCUUCGGGCCGUGGUGCCUUCGACGACUUCCCAGAGAAUGAAAUCCAUGACAGGCACGAACUGAAGAUGAUGUCCAUCGCCACCGUGGAGCGGGAGCGCAAGAAGGCGAAGAAGCAGCUGCAGCAGAGUUCCAAGGAGGAGAGCCCAUAA
Trypanosoma rangeli is the source of this 1911-nucleotide messenger RNA. RefSeq lists its product as uncharacterized. The transcript has a single exon. Gene Ontology annotation, biological process: cilium movement; outer dynein arm assembly. Bases 1 to 1911 code for a protein of 636 amino acids. The record is from RefSeq and is a predicted model, not a curated record. Lineage: Eukaryota; Euglenozoa; Kinetoplastea; Trypanosomatida; Trypanosomatidae. Gene Ontology annotation, cellular component: cilium.